Molecule: messenger RNA, 1833 nt
Organism: Linnemannia hyalina
Lineage: Eukaryota; Fungi; Mortierellomycota; Mortierellomycetes; Mortierellales; Mortierellaceae
Source: the annotation of a GenBank genome assembly
AUGGCUUUCCACUCCUCCUUCAAGCUCUACACGAGCGCUGACACAUUCACCCUUCAGCCCAUCAACGCCGACUCAUCUACCGCUUCCGAGAACGUCAUCAUCCAGCGCAGCACCGGAAACGUUCAAUUGAACUCCCCUGCAUCUGCUGCUCCUUCGGAUGAUGAAGUGCUGACCAUCUAUGGUGUUAUCGGCUUUAUCCGUCUCUUGGCCGGCGAGUACAUGGUUGUCAUCACUGAGCGGUCAAAGGUUGGCCAGAUUGGCACAAAGGACAUCUACAGGGUCAAGGACUACAAAGUCCUUCCCCUCUCCCGCAACACGCUCGCAUUGACCGAGGCACAGGUUGGAGAGGAGGCCUCAUACUUGUCCCUCCUCCACUCGCAUCUCCAGUCUGGAAAGUUCAACUUCUCGUAUGACUAUGAGUUGACCCACAGUCUUCAGCGCCAGGCCGAGUUGAAGGGCAACACCCAGCCCAUCUGGGAGCGCGCUGAUGAGAGAUUCUUCUGGAACAGGCGCCUUCAGUCAAAGUUCAUUGACCAUACCACCAAGAACAAGGACCAGGAUUUGAGCAGAUUUAUUUUGCCCAUUGUCAAUGGCUUCGCCGAGAUCAAGACUGCCGAGAUCAACAAGAAGCCCUUCUCUUUCGCCGUCAUUUCUCGCCGAUCCCGUCACCGCGCCGGUACCCGCUACUUCUCCCGCGGUGUCGACGCUGACGGCAACGUCUCCAACUUCAACGAGACCGAGCAGAUCCUUAUUGCCGACGCUGGCAUUGAUGGUGCUGCCUCGGUUCUUCCUGGCGGCAAGAUCUUCUUGGCCCAUGUCCAAACCCGUGGCUCCAUCCCCAUCUACUGGACCCAGAUCAACAACAUCAAGUAUACCCCCAAGCUCCAGAUCUUCAAUAACCCCGAGACCGAAAACUCCUUCCGCGCUCACUUUGAGACUCAGAAGAAGUUCUACGGACCCCAGCUUGUUAUUAAUUUGGUCAACAACAAGGGUUACGAGAAGCCCAUGGCCGAUGCCUUCACCAAGAACAUCAGCAUCUUGAACGACAAAGAUAUCAAGUAUCUCCACUUUGACUUCCACCACGAGUGCAGCAAGAUGAGAUGGCACCGCGUUACCUUGAUUUUGGACUACUUCCAGUCGGAACUCCAUGCUCAAGGAUACUUCAAGGCUGUUUUCGGCAAGGAUGGUGUUGAGAAGGUUACCCUGAAGCAGACCUCUGUUGUUCGCAGCAACUGCAUGGACUGCCUGGACAGAACCAACGUUGUCCAGUCUGUCGUUUCUCGGUGGGUCUUGAACCGACAGCUCCGUGACAUUGGCAUCCUUGGUGCCGACGAGAGGUUUGAGCUCUUUGACGACUUUGAGUUCCAGUUCCGCAAUGUUUGGGCUGACAACGCUGAUGUUAUCAGUUGUGCCUACUCUGGCACUGGAGCAUUGAAGACCGACUUUACCAGGACCGGAAACCGUACCAAGGCUGGCGCAAUGCAGGAUCUUCAGAACUCGAUUGUUCGUUAUGUCAAGAACAACUUUUUGGAUGGAGCUCGCCAGGACGCAUAUGAUUUGUUCCUUAGGUACGAUGUCGACCCCUCGGGAUCAUACCCAUUGGUCGAUAACCGUCCUUUGCAGAUCAAAGCCCUCCCCGUUGUGUUGUUGGUCGGAGCCGCCAUGCUUGCUGGAUCAAUCAUCCUUCCCGAGAACUCUUUGAGCACGGCUGUCAUUCUAUUUGCUUCCUUCUGGCUCGCCAUCAUUACCUACGUCUUCAAGUUCUUGGUCGCCAAUGGCAUUCAGUAUGUCAACUGGCCCAAGCUAGUCCCUUUGCCUUACGUCAAGGCCUAA